Molecule: messenger RNA, 972 nt
Organism: Daldinia decipiens
Lineage: Eukaryota; Fungi; Ascomycota; Sordariomycetes; Xylariales; Hypoxylaceae
Exons: 3
Coding region: 123-884 (253 amino acids)
Source: RefSeq, a predicted model, not a curated record
GGCAAUGAGAUUGCGAUAAAGAGAGAAGUACGCCUUUAUGUAGUGAGGUUUGGAACCGUAGGAUGUCGAAUCUAUGAGGGCCCCGUCUAUUCUAAUAUUGUCUAGCCGAUAUUCUUAAUUAUAUGGAUAAUCCCAGAAAAUUUACAAAGGAAACUGGAGAUAAGCAGAAAAGAUGGGAAAAAAGAAUUACGGUCUACCAAAGGACAGCAGCACGAGAAAAACUCGUAGAAGUUAAAACGGUCGCAAACCCCUGUUCAGGAUUUCAUCAUCCCUCGUGGAGGGUUUUCCCGAAGAAUUUUUCACCUCGGUCAAAUUUUGACUACGAGAAGCGAGACCGACUUCGGCAACUAGGACCGAAUGUGACAGAAUGUUUAUUGCGAUACUCUACUUGGAAGAGUGUCGUGGCUGGAUUGGGAAGCUCUGGCGCCAAUGGGCAUAAAAGAAAGGAAGAGAUUCCAUUUUUAGGGGUCUUUAGGCUGACAAAGUGGCCUGACAGAUCGGAAAGUCACGCCACUGGGUCUAACUCGCCCCGGUUUAAGAAAGCUUGUUUCGCCUGCAUCGCGUCUUAUUGGCAAUUUACUGCAAUUUCUUCGAAGCACAAACACGGGUAUCGAGGCUUUGAAGCAGCCCUAGUAGGGAGCAUGUGCAAGUGGGCCUCCCACGAAGCAGCGUGGGUUGGGUGUGCAGGUGUGGGAAGAAAGCAAGGGCAAAAAAGGAUGAACAAGAAAGGAUCAGCUUCAGGGGUCUUUGUUAAGUCUAUUAGACAAAUAAAGUGGGUUCGGCUCAAGUUAAAGCACCGGGUACCCACAAACUCCCGUUCCGCCCCGACUUAUUUUCGGCAUGAAGCCGGCUCUAAUCUAGACCAAGACGGAAGACCUAGUUAGGAAUGUUGCUAGUCAGGCUAAAUUGCCAAGAAUUUGGGUAUAAGUCACCUGGCUGAAUCAUUCAACCGAACAGCGAGUCACCAGUCAC